CUAAGCGCGCGCUGCGUGCCCUGCGUGGAGCGCGCGGCGGUCGAGGCGGGAAGUGCGAGCCCCAACGCCAUGGCGAAAGACCCAGCCUUUGGCCCCUGCCUGGAAGGUCUGGAGGCCCACAGCGGGAUACCCGCCCUCGCCGGCCGGGGUCUGGCGUCUGGGGACGCACCUUCAUGCCCACGGGGGUCCUCACACCUUCGUGGCCCCCCAGUGUGGCAGCACCCGUUCCUCAACGUCUUCAGACACUUCAAGGUGGGCGAGUGGAAGCGGUCCACUAAGGAAGGCGAUGUGGCUGCCGUGACGGAUAAGACUCUGAAGUGCACUGUAUAUCGCAUCCGGGGUUCUGUGUCUGCCGGAAAUUACAUCCAGCUCCCCAAAACCAGUACCCAGUCUUUGGGGCUGACAGGCCGGUACCUGUACGUGCUCUUCAGGCCCCUGCCAGCCAGGCACUUCGUCAUUCACCUGGACGUGGCCACCGAGGACAGCCAGGUCGUGCGUGUGUCCUUCUCCAACCUCUUCAAGGAGUUCAAGUCUACGGCCACAUGGCUGCAAUUUCCCUUCAUCUGUGAGGCGGGGUUAUCUGUAAAAGAGCUGCCCGCUGUUGCCCCCUCUGGUGCCCGCUGGACAUGCCUACAGCUUGAUUUGCGUGACAUUCUCCUGGUGUUCCUGAACCGGCGCUACGGCCAUCUCAAGGGCGUCAAGCUGUGCGCGAGUCUGCUCGUGAAGAGCCUCUACGCCAGCGACUUGUGCUUUGACCCCGGCCCGCUCUCUGUAGCUGUUACCGUUGCUGAGGCCCAGCGAGCGAAGCUGCCUGUCACACCUGUACCUCGAGAAAUGGCAUUCCCGGUGCCAAAGGGGGAGAGCUGGUAUGACCACUAUGUCCACAUCCGGUUUCCAAGUGACAGCUCAAAAGCAUCUCCUGAGCUGGUUCAGAAGAGCCGUUCCCCUCCUGAGGCAGGUUUCCUGGGGCGCAUGCUGCAGGUUCCCGCUCACCCAGUGGCUUUCAGCGAUCCCUUCCAGGACAGUGUGCCCUCCCCGGUCCAGAUGUUGGGUCCCAUGGCUUCGCGCCAGGCCCCCUCAGUGCCCAGGCCCCUUCCAGAGGUCAGCUUGUUCUGCGAGCGCUUGGAGGUCCCCAGUGUGAAUGGCCUCAGUGACCGUAGCCAAGAGCGCUCGGCCGGGGCGGAGGUCACUGACAAGCAUGCAGCUGGCAACGGUGUUCACGUGUCCGCGCCUAAGCCGACCAUGGUUGCCAUGGCCCUGGAGGAUGUGGCUGUGCACGAGCCUUCUAGCCGAAAGCACAACAGGCAGGAGGUGGCUUUGGACAAGGAUCUCUUCCGACAAAAGAGCUUUCUCCCGGAUCCGAUCCUGAGACUCAAGGCAGUCAUUGGCUUUGGGGGCCACAGUACCAAAUGGGCGCUGUGGACCCGGGACGGGGCUGCCGUGGUGUACCCCUGUCACGCAGUCAUUGUCGUCCUGCACGUCCACACCCGGGAGCAGCGCUGCUUUCUCGGCCACACUGACAAGGUUUCUGCCCUGGCACUGGAUGGGAGUGGCGUGCUGCUGGCCUCGGCCCAGGCCCGGCCCCCAAGCAUGCUGCGCCUGUGGGACUUCCAGACUGGGGAGUGCCUGUCCCUGUUCCGGAGCCCGGCCCACGCCCUCUGUUCCCUUAGCUUUUCCAACAGUGGGGCGCUGCUCUGUGGUGUCGGCAAGGACCGCCACGGGAGGACGGUGGUGAUGGCCUGGGGCACAGCCCAGGUGGGACGAGGCGGCGAGGCAGUCCUUCUUGCAAAGACGCACACCGGAGUUGACAUCCAGGCAUUUGAGGUGGCCUUUUUUGACGAAACCAGGAUGGCCUCGUGCGGGCAGGGCAGUGUGCGGCUGUGGCGGCUGCGCGGCGGGGAGCUGCGUUCCUGCCCUGUGGACUUGGGGGAGCACCGGGUGCUGGAGUUGACCGACCUGGCCUUUGGAUGGGCCCAGGAUGGCCAUACGCUCUACGUGUGCGGCCGCAGUGGACACGUCUUGGAGAUCGACCACCAGCUCCUGGCCGUGCGGUAUGCUCGCCGCCUCCUGCCCACGCGGACCCCUGGCGGCCCUCUCUCACAGAAGCAGACCUUCAGUUCCGGCCCCGGCAUUUCCAUCAGCAGCCUCAGCGUGUCGCAGGCCGUAUGUGCCAUGGGCUCGGAGGAUGGCUACCUGCGGCUCUGGCCCCUGGACUUCUCCUCUGUGCUCCUGGAGGCAGAGCACGAGGGCCCGGUCACUUCAGUGUGCGUCAGCCGUGAUGGUCUGCGUGUGCUGUCCACCACCUCCUCCGGCCACCUGGGCUUCCUGGACAUCCCGUCCCAGGAGUACAGCGUGCUGGUUCGCUCCCACACCGCUCCGGUGCUGGCCCUGGCCACCCAGGGCAGCCGAGGGCAGCUGGCCACGGUGUCCCAGGACCAUACUGUCCGCGUCUGGGACCUGGCGACCUUGCAGCAGCUCUAUGACUUGAGGUCCCCGGAGGAGGCCCCGUGUACCGUCGCCUUCCACCCCACGCGGCCAGCCUUAUUCUGCGGCUUCAGCAGUGGGGCCGUCCGUUCCUUCAGCCUGGAGGCUGCUGAGGCUCUGGCGGGGCACAGGUGGGUGCCCAGUUGGUUCCAGCCCCACAGACGCCCGUGGUGGAGGCUGCGGUGCUGCGUGGGGGGCCGGGUGGGGAAGGGCCGUCCACAGAGAGCCCCAGCCCUCUGCUGCCCCCCCGGGAACUCAGGCAGCACCGGCUGUGAGCGGUCUGGGACGGUGCAGCUCAGGGCCGGGGCAGUGGCCGUCCCUGUGUGGUGCAGGUGUCACCGAGGACCAGUCACCGGCCUGGCCGCCAGCCCCGACGGCAGCCUCCUGUUCAGCUCCUGCUCCUCGGGCACCUUGGCCCAGUACCACUGCGCCAGCACCCCGUGCCGUGUGCUGCGUGUGGCAGCUGACAUGGUGUGCCGGGACGCCCACCCAACCCCCAAUGCCCUGGCGGUUAGCGCGGACAGCCGCCUGCUGGCCUUUGUGGGCCCCUCCAAGUACGUGGUGACCGUCAUGAACGCAGCCUCCCUGGAAGAGCUGCUACGAAUCGACGUCAGUGCGCUGGACCUGGCCAGCAGCCGCCUGGACUCAGCUGUGGCCGUCUGCUUUGGCCCCGGACCCCCUGGCCACCUGCUGGUGUCCACGUCCUCUAACAUGGUCAUGGUGCUGGAUACCACUUCGGGCCACGUGGUCCGGGAGCUGCCAUGUGUCCCCCCUGUGGCCUGCCCCUCCCUGGCCCUCAGCAGGGAUGCCCGCUUCUUGCUGAUGGCCACUGACCGGGCCAUCAAGGUGUGGGACUACCCAACACAGGCCUGCCCCAGCUGCCAGGUGUAUAUCGGCCAUUCAGAGCCUGUGCGUGCUGUGGCCUUCACCCCUGACCAGCAGCAGCUCCUCAGCGUGGGGGAUGCCAUCUUCCUCUGGGACAUUCUGGGUCCCCCGGAGAGCUCACCACCAGGAAGUGCCGGAGACUCACCUGGGGCACCGCCGACCUGCGAGGCUAGCCCGGAUGCAAGGCAGCUGGAAGACACGGUGUCUGGGGCCAAUGGGCUCCCCCGGCCGCAGGUGCCUGAGCCAUCCCCGGCUUCCCCACUCCGGCUGGGCGUCUGUGCUGGACCCCUCAAGGGUGAUGAUGGUGCCUUCUCCUUGUCAGAUGAAGAAGGACCCUCUGAGGAGAGCCACAGCCCUGAGGGGCUCCAUCAGGCCUCAAGUCUGCCCAUGCUGGUGAAGGAGGCCAGCGGGGCUGGAGCUGGGGUCUGGGGGUCUCCAGGGGGCCCCUGGGACCUCAGCAUGGGUCCCCACCCCCAUAGCUGGUCCAGUGCUUGGAGUAUCAGAGAAGCUCAGGUCCAUCCCUCUGCCCGCCCAGACUGCUAUAGGCACUUCCUGGCACGCUAUAAGACCUCCCCACUGGCCAAGAGUGCCUCUGUCUCCAGUGCUGGCGUGGAGCGUCUGCUCCUGAAGGCCGUUGUGGGCUACAACGGGAACGGGCGGGCCAAUGUGGUCUGGAAGCCAGAUACAGGCUUCUUUGCCUACACCUGUGGCGGUCUGGUGGUGGUGGAGGACCUGCACUCUGGCGCCCAGCAGCACUGGCUCGGCCACCCCGAGGAGAUCUCCACCCUGGCCCUCAGCCACAAUGCUCAGGUCCUGGCCUCUGCCUCGGGCUGCAGCGGCACCUCCUCCCACUGCCACAUCCGCAUCUGGAACGUGCCGGGGGGCUCCUGCCAGCACCUCAUUUCUUAUCACAGCACCGCGGUGCAAGCCCUGGCAUUUUCACCAGAUGACGAGCUGCUUGUCACCCUGGGGGACUACCGUGACAGCACUCUGGCCCUGUGGAGCAUGGCCACCUAUGAGCUCCUGGCGUCCACGCACCUCCCGGAGCCAGUGCACAGUGUGGCCUUUAACCCCCGGGAUGCUGGCGAGCUGGCCUGUGUGGGCCAAGGCGCCAUUACCUUUUGGCUCGUGCAGCAGCGUGGGACCAACGUCAGCCUCCAGGUGCGCCGAGAGCCCAUCCCUGAGGAGGUGGGGGCGGGCGAGCUGACCUCGCUCUGCUACGGGGCCACACCUCUGCUUUACUGUGGCUCCAAUGCCGGCCAGGUCUGUGUCUGGGACACAAGUGCCAGCCGCUGCUUCCUGGUCUGGGACGCGGACGACGGCGAGAUUGGAGUGCUGCUGUGCUCGGGCGCGAGGCUGGUCAGCGGCAGCAACACCCGGCGACUGCGCCUGUGGGCCGUGGGGGCCGUGCCGGAGCUGAGGUGCAAGGGCUCACGCGCCAGGUCUAGCUCUGUGUUCAUGGAGCGCGAGUUGACCUUGGACGGGGCCGUCGUGAGCGCGGUCUUCCACGACAGCAUGGACAUGGGCGUGGUGGGCACCACGGCAGGCACGCUCUGGUACAUCAGCUGGGCCGAGGGUGCCAGCACCCGCCUCAUCAGUGGCCACAGGAGCAAGGUGAACGAGGUGGUCUUCAGCCCCAGCACGUCCCACUGGGCCACGUGCAGUGAUGACGGGAGUGUGAGAGUGUGGUCCCUGGCCAGCACGGAGCUCCUGAUCCAGUUCCAGGUGCUGAACCAGAGCUGCCUCUGUCUGGCGUGGAGCCCCCCCUCCUGUGGACGCCCGGAGCAGCAGCAGGUGGCAGCAGGCUACAGUGAUGGCACGCUGCGUGUCUUUAGCAUCUCCCGAAUUGCCGUGGAGUUCAAGAUGCACCCCCAUCGGGCUGCACUGACGGCCGUGGCCUACUCUGCAGAUGGUCAGACCAUCCUCUCUGGAGACAAGGAUGGGCUUGUGGCUGUGAGCCGCCCCCGCACGGGGAUGACCUUCCGUGUACUGAGUGAUCACCAAGGUGCUCUGAUCGCCACCAUCCAGAGCACAAACAAAGAGCAUGGAGACUUCGGGGCAGAGGGUGUCGACCUGUGGCUAGCUGCCAGCUCAGACCAGCGCAUCAGCAUCUGGGCCGCCGACUGGCCGCGGGGCCACUGUGAGCUCGUGGACUGGCUGAGCUCCCCGUCGCCCACCCUCACGGAGGUCCCCAGCCAUCCACCACCCUGUCUUGUUGCCUUCUGCCCCUGGGAUGGGGCACUGCUGGUGUGUGCGGGCCUCGGCGUGCAUCCAGAGGUGGUGUUCUACAGCCUUCACCAGAAGCAGGUGGUGGAGAGGAUCCCGCUGCCGUUCUUUGCCGUGUCCCUGAGCCUGUCCCCUGAAGCCCAUCUCAUGGCCAUUGGCUUUGCUGCCCAGGUGGGAAAGACGUCGCUGAUCCUGUCGCUCGUGGGCGAGGAGUUCCCCGCGGAGGUCCCUCCCCGCGCCGAGGAGAUCACCAUUCCCGCAGACGUCACCCCGGAGAAGGUGCCCACCCACAUCGUGGAUUACUCAGAAGCGGAGCAGACGGCAGAGGAGCUCCGGGACGAGAUUCACAAGGCAAAUGUGGUGUGUAUGGUGUACGACGUGUCUGAGGAGGCCACCAUUGAGAAGAUACGAACCAAGUGGAUCCCACUGGUGAACGGGGAGACUGAGAGGGGCCCCAGAGUCCCCAUCAUCCUGGUGGGCAACAAGUCGGACCUGCGGCCGGGGAGCUCAAUGGAGGCUGUGCUGCCCAUCAUGAGCCAGUUCCCUGAGAUCGAGACGUGUGUGGAGUGCUCUGCCAAGAACCUGAGGAACAUUUCGGAGCUGUUCUACUACGCGCAGAAGGCCGUGCUGCACCCCACAGCCCCGCUCUACGACCCCGAGGCCAAGCAGCUGAGGCCCGCGUGUGCCCAGGCCCUCACGCGCAUCUUCAGGCUCUCAGACCAGGAUCUAGACCAGGCGCUCAGUGACGAGGAGCUCAACGCUUUCCAGAAAUCCUGCUUUGGGCACCCCCUGGCCCCGCAGGCCCUGGAGGACGUGAAGAUGGUGGUGUGCAAGAACGUGGCAGGAGGUGUGCGGGAUGACCGGCUGACCCUGGACGGCUUUCUUUUCUUGAACACGCUGUUCAUCCAGCGUGGCCGCCACGAGACCACAUGGACCAUCCUGCGGCGCUUCGGCUAUGGAGACACGUUGGAGCUGACCCCGGACUACCUUGUCCCACCGCUGCACGUGCCCCCAGGCUGCAGCACUGAGCUCAACCACUUGGGCUACCAGUUUGUGCAGAGGGUGUUCGAGAAGCACGACCAGGACCGUGAUGGCUGCCUCUCGUCUGCGGAGCUAGAGAGCCUCUUCAGCGUGUUCCCUGCUGCCCCCUGGGGUCCCGAGCUGCCCCUUGAGGUCUGCGCCGAGGCCGGCCGGCUGUCUCUGCAUGGCUACCUCUGCCAGUGGACCCUGGUGACCUAUCUGGACGUCCGGCGCUGUCUUGAGCACCUUGGUUACUUGGGCUACCCCACCCUCUGUGAGCAGGACUCCCAGGCCCACGCCAUCACAGUCACUCGUGAGAAGAGGCUGGACCAGGAGAAGGGGCAGACUCAGAGGAACGUUCUCCUGUGCAAGGUGGUGGGAGCCCGCGGAGUGGGCAAGUCUGCCUUCCUGCAGGCCUUUCUCGGCCGCAGCCUCAGGGGUACCAGGGAGUUCGCUGAGGAACGUGCCAUCUACGCUAUCAACACGGUGCAGGUCAACGGGCAGGAGAAGUACCUGAUACUGUGUGAGGUGAGUGCUGACAGCCUGCUGGCCACCGCGCCCGAUGCCACCUGUGAUGUGGCCUGCUUGAUGUUCGAUGGCAGCGACCCCGGGUCCUUCGCGCUCUGCGCCAGCGUCUACAAGGCCGACCUGCCCGAAGGCAUCCCGCCACCCGGGCUGUCGCCCACGGAGUUCUGCCGCAGACACCGGCUGCCUGCCCCUGCCCCCUUCUCGUGUGUCGGCCCAGCCAAGCUCAGCACUGCUGUGUUCACCCGGCUCGCCGCCAUGGCCGCUUUCCCACACCUGGCCCACGGAGAGCUGCACACCACCUCCUUCUGGCUUCGGGUGACGCUGGGGGCCAUUGGGGCUGCUGUCACUGCUGUCCUCAGCUUCUCACUCUACAGGGCUCUGGUGAAGAGCCGAUGAGGCCUCGGGGGCCACCUGGGUGCUGGUGUGGGGCCACCUGCUCGAGGGGGUUGUUCCUUCUGUCUACACUUGGCUUCUGGGGACACUUUGCCCACUUCCUUGUCUGACUCCAAGGGCAGGCCCCCAGGUCCCAGCCGCCUGUGUCCCUACCCAGCUGCACAUGCCAAGCGUCGCCCCCUUUGGGUAUCACAUGUUGGAGGGGCUGGGCGUCAUGGGUGUGGAACCAGUGACCCCAGACCCAGGUAUUCUCAGGGUUCCGCUCCUUCCUGGUCCCAGGCAACCAGUGGGCAUGAAGGGGGUCAGAAGACAGAACUCUGGACCAGAGGUGGGGGUGGGGGUAGGGGUAGGACACGGGUGAGGAUCGUGUGGCCUCGCUCUCCUCCCUGGUUUGCAGUGGUCCAGUGCCUCACCCCGCCCGGAAGACAUGAGGUGGGCCCUCCUGAUUAAACUUCACUUGUGUCUUUUGCA
This is a messenger RNA of Ailuropoda melanoleuca (giant panda), 8007 nucleotides long. RefSeq names its product mitochondrial Rho GTPase 2. The transcript is spliced from 59 exons. The record is from RefSeq and is a predicted model, not a curated record. NCBI's taxonomy places the organism in Eukaryota, Metazoa, Chordata, Mammalia, Carnivora, Ursidae. Gene Ontology annotation, biological process: mitochondrion organization. Gene Ontology annotation, cellular component: mitochondrial outer membrane; centriole. Bases 70 to 7539 code for a protein of 2489 amino acids. Gene Ontology annotation, molecular function: protein binding; GTP binding; calcium ion binding.